Mesocricetus auratus (golden hamster) is the source of this 3196-nucleotide messenger RNA. RefSeq names its product phosphatidylinositol glycan anchor biosynthesis class V (gene Pigv). Gene Ontology annotation, molecular function: GPI mannosyltransferase activity; alpha-1,6-mannosyltransferase activity. The transcript has 4 exons. The record is from RefSeq and is a predicted model, not a curated record. Gene Ontology annotation, biological process: GPI anchor biosynthetic process. NCBI's taxonomy places the organism in Eukaryota, Metazoa, Chordata, Mammalia, Rodentia, Cricetidae. Gene Ontology annotation, cellular component: endoplasmic reticulum membrane; mannosyltransferase complex. The coding region runs from base 707 to 2188 and encodes 493 amino acids.
UCCCGUCACCGCGGAGCUUAGCAGGAGGAGGCCGUUGGCCCUGCGAGGCUUCUGGCCCUGAGCACUUGGGUCAGAGCGCAUCAUCCCACUGAGGAGAGUCCAGGACUCAAGUUGAACAGGCUUUCCCAGAUGGGGCCCGUCACCCUAAGCUUCCAGCAACAACACGUGCUGUCGCUGGAGGAAGUGCUGGGCUAGGUGGUGGAGACCUGGGUUGCCCUGGCUGGAAAGGAAUGCAAACCCUUUGUGUUUCUGGCAGAACGAGCCCAUGACUUUGGGCAUAAGGUUUUAGAAAGCAGAGCAUGAGGCACUUUAAGUAGUGGGCGUGUCACUUGGCCCAGUGAGCCUCAGUUUUCACAUCCGUAAAAUGGCGAUGGUAAUUAUACCGCCUCCCCGUGUCUAAUGAGAUCUCCAGAUCCUAUCUCACGGGAAAAUUAAAGAAUGAAACUGGUUGGUUCUAAGCGUCCUGCCAGUUAAGUGUCGGGUUUUCUUUCAAAGGGAAGUUGGCAAAUAGCUAGGGGAAUAAUUGUGUUGAUUUUUACUUAGUUUAACUGCAAAUUAAGCCAGGGUUGUAUCUCCUGUGGCCACUGGGGCCAUAGUUUGAAAGAGGAAGAGAAUGCGAGUCUGAUCAAGAUACAGAAGUGGAUUCAAUACUUUUCUGUUCUACUUUGUGCGCGCAGAAUUUAGGAAGCUCAGACCUGGUGAGAGGAUGUGGCCCUCGAACCCAUCCCAGAAGGAGGUGCUGAGAUUUGCAGUGAGCUGCCGCGUCCUAACUCUAAUGCUACAGGCACUCUUCAAUGCCAUCAUCCCAGAUCACCAUGCGGAUGCCUUUUCUCCUCCCCGCCUGGCCUCCUCAGGCUCUGUGGACCAGCUUGUGGAAGGUCUCCUGGGUGGUCUGUCUAGAUGGGAUGCAGAGCACUUCCUGUUUAUCGCUGAGCACGGCUACCUUUAUGAGCACAACUUUGCCUUCUUCCCUGGCUUCCCGUUGGCCCUGCUGGUGGGAACUGAGCUGCUGAGACCUUUGCAGGGCCUCCUGAGCCUGCGCAGUCGCCUGCUGAUCUCAGUGGCACUUCUCAACUUCCUGUUCUCCGCGUUGACUGCAGUCACACUGCAUGACUUGGGUUGUCUGGUUUUGCAUUGUCCCCGCCAGGCCUUUUAUGCAGCCAUGCUCUUCUGCCUCAGCCCUGCCAAUGUUUUCUUGGCAGCUGGUUACUCAGAAGCUUUGUUUGCCUUCCUGACAUUCAGUGCCAUGGGGCAGCUGGAGAGGGGCCGGAGCUGGGCAAGUGGGUUGCUCUUUGCUCUUGCCACUGGGGUGCGCUCCAAUGGGCUGGUCAGUGUCGGCUUCCUCCUACACUCUCAGUGCAGAGGCUUUUUCUCUUCUCUUGAGGAGCUGAACCCCUUGAAGCCCCUCAUGAAGCUGAUGGCCUCUCUCUGCUUGUCAGUGCUCAUUGUCAGCCUUCCCUUUGCUCUCUUUCAGUAUUAUGCCUACACCCAGUUCUGUUUGCCAGGCUCUGCCCACUCCAUUCCAGAGCCUUUGGUAAGGUUAGCUGUAGAUAAAGGCUACCGGAUUACAGGGGGAAAUGAGCCCCCAUGGUGCUCCUGGGGUCUUCCUCUAGUAUACAAGUAUAUCCAGGAUGUCUACUGGAAUGUUGGCUUUCUGCGCUACUAUGAGCUCAAGCAGGUGCCCAAUUUUCUACUAGCUACACCAGUGGCUGUACUGGUUGUGUGGGCAACCUGGACAUAUGUGACCGCCCACCCUUGGCUCUGCCUUACACUUGGACUACGAAGAAGCAAGGACAGUAAGGCCCUAGAGAAGUCCCAUCCUGGCUUCCUCAGUCCAAAGGUGUUUGUAUACCUGGUCCAUGCUGCAGUGCUGCUGCUCUCUGGAGGUCUGUUCAUGCAUGUUCAGGUUCUCACACGAUUUUUGUGCUCUUCCACUCCUGUUGUGUACUGGUUCUCAGCUCACUUGCUUCAGAAUCAAGAACCACUGUUGAGAUCUGUAGACGCAGCUCCUGAGAAGCUUCUUGAAAAAAACUCCCCACCAGGACAUGAGGCUUCCAGAAACUGUGUCAUGAAGCUCUUGUACAACUGGAAAGCCUGUUCUCCAGUCACAAGAUGCAUUCUUGGCUACUUCCUGACUUACUGGCUCCUGGGACUACUCCUCCAUUGCAACUUCCUGCCUUGGACUUGACCUGGAAUCUCAAGGGACAGGCUGGAAGCUGAUUUAACCCAGAGGCUGAAUACUUCAAGACACUGGCUGGGACUGCCUGCUCAUCCCUGAGAGUGCUGUCCUUUAGGAUCUCCCCCUGUGCCCCUGGAGUCCAGUUAGGAAUGGAGAAUAGCAAGGAGUGGAGCCCCUGCUUGUCCUUAGUGAGAGAAAGAGCUGUGUUCUGUGCUGAAUGGAGUUGGCUCAGAUCUCCUUGAUCAACAAGCAUCAGACAAGCUUGACCUCUUGCUGACCAAUGUGGGAGAUUUUUGUUCUUUAGAGACAGGGUUCACUGUUGCCUUAGCUGUCCUAGAAGUUCUAGAACAGACUGGCCUGGAACUCAGAGAUCUGCCUACCUCUGCCUCCCAAGUGCUGGGAUUAAAGGUGCAGGCCACCACUGCCUGGCUUCCCAUGUGUACAUUUAAAUUAAAUGUUUGCUCAAAGCUCUAGCAGACAGCCUGGUCCACUUGAGAUGGCGGGGACAGGACAGUGAAAAAGAAAAAGGGGCCACCUUCUCUAAGUGAGACAUUUCUGAAGUUUCCUUUAUGUGUGCAUUUAUGUAAAAAAUUCUACGCUGCUGGGUGGUGGUGGCACACGCCUUUAAUCCCAGCACUUGGGAGGCAGAGGCAGGCAGAUCUCUGUGAGUUUGAGGCUGGGCUGGACCAACAGCCUCCAAAACAAUACAGAGAAACCCUGUCUUGUAAAACCAAAAAAAAAAUUCUACGCUAUGAAAAUUUUAAAACUUGUAUUUGCAAUGAAUUUGGGGGUGGAGAUCAGGGGAGGUUGAGACAGGGUCCCUCUGUGGAGAUCAGGCUGGUCUUGAACUCACAGAGAUCCAACUGCUUCUGCCUCUUAGUGCUAGGACUAGGACUAGCGGUGUGUGCCAGGCUCUGCUGAGUUACUUUUUAUAAAUUGUAAGAGUUUGGAGCUAGAACUCAGUAGUAAAUAAAGCAUGUGAGGCCCUAAUUUCAUUAAUAAAUUGUUUGGAUCAGA